Messenger RNA from Calidris pugnax (ruff), 2835 nucleotides. It is a transcript of the gene CSRNP2, whose product is annotated as cysteine-serine-rich nuclear protein 2. The record is from RefSeq and is a predicted model, not a curated record. Gene Ontology annotation, cellular component: nucleus. Gene Ontology annotation, molecular function: sequence-specific DNA binding; DNA-binding transcription factor activity, RNA polymerase II-specific. The annotation marks the transcript as partial. The transcript has 5 exons. Gene Ontology annotation, biological process: regulation of transcription by RNA polymerase II. Lineage: Eukaryota; Metazoa; Chordata; Aves; Charadriiformes; Scolopacidae.
CCUAAAUUGGGACAUUUUCUCCUUGAAAAUGCCAAGAGCCAUCAGCGGGGGGGGGGAUACAGAAUUGCAGCCGCCUUUUGGGCUCCAGCGUCGCUUCGUCGCUUUCCCAGGAGACAGUGGGUGCUGCGGGGGAAUAAAAUGGGCUUUUUUUGGUUAUUCCUCCAUUAUAUGGAUUAUAUUUUUUAUCUCACGGGCUGGCAUCCCGCCUUAAAUCCCCUUUAUCGACCAGGAUGGGGUCAGCAUCCCCCCCCCCGACGCCCCCCGAGCAGCUCCUUAACCCGGAGGCCUCUCCCUCCCUAUAAAUAUCUUGAUUUUCUUCCUUUUUUCUUAUCAUUCCCACCCUCUCCUUCUCCGGGUGCUGAAAUAAUCCCACAUCCCAUUAUUUGACGCCUCCGAUACCUCGAUAUCCUGGGAGGUUUUGGCAGGAUCAUUUUUGGCUCAUUUAUUUUUGGUUGGUUUUUUUGUUGUUUUUUUUUUUUUUUUAAAUGGGCAACUUAUUUCAACCGGUUUUUCCCCAAAAAGUGUGGUUGAAGCAGGAAAAUAUGAGGAAAUCCAAGUUGCUCGGUCCUGGAACCCCUUGAUCCACGUGGGAUUUUUUCCAGAGGGAGCACAAAAUCCCGGAGGAUGAUGAAAUGCGCAGGAUUCUUGGCUGGUAAUUAAUUAAUUAUUGGGAAUAUCUGGAAAAUCAAAGCGGGAAUUGCUCUUUGGGGUCUCCGCCUGGACACGCGCUGGGAUGGGGGGAGCAGCCUGGCAGCGUCCCCCCGCCGCCCCCCCAUGGAUCUGGGAUCAUCGGGAGCGACGCCGGAGUCGUGGGAGGCGACAUGGACCUCGUUAGUGGGAGCCGGGAAACUAACCUCGUUAAUGGGAGCUGGGAAACGAACCUCAUUAGUGGGAGCUGGACCGGUGAAUCCCUCGGCGUCACCAACGGAGCUUUGGGGACCACGGAGCAUCGUCCUUCUGGGAUGUUCCUGCUUUUCCUCCUCUCCCAAAAACCCACGAACCAGGAAUGUGGGGGCAUUAAUUACACAUGAUGAGCUCGUUAAUUGGUCUUGGAAGAGCUUGGAGGUGACUCCCAUUCCCCAUCGGAUCUUGGAGCGCAGCGGCCGGACCGGCUCUGCCUUGGGGAAGCUCUUGGCAUCCGGGAUCCCGGGAAUCUCAUCUUUUCCCCGAAACCUCUCCCCGCUCCCAAAGGCCAUUCCGACGUGGAAAAUAUCAACCUUUUGAGCUGAGCUCCGUUUUGGGGCGGAAAGAAGAGGAAUUGGGGUCGCUUGGCCCCGUCUCGUAGUAUUUUGAGCCCGUGGUGAGCCCCGGUGGCCACCUCUCCAUGCGAACCAGGGCCAAAUGGAGGCGGUGGCCAGCGGUGGGCUGAAGAGGAAGUGUGAGGAUGCAGAGGUGGGCUCGGCCGGCUCCACCUCGGACGACGAGGUCUCCAACAGCGACAGCGCCGACAGCUGCGACAGCGUCAACCCCGCCAGCUCCACCGGCUUCAUCCCCACCUCCAUCCUGAAGCGGCAGAAGCAGCUUCGGCGAAAGAAUGUCCGUUUCGACCAAGUGACCGUCUACUACUUCGCCCGGCGCCAGGGCUUCACCAGUGUCCCCAGCCAAGGGGGCAGCUCCCUGGGCAUGGCACAACGCCACAACUCCGUCCGUCGCUACACCCUCUGCGAGUUCGCCCAGGAGCAGGAGGUCAACCACCGGGAGAUCCUCCGGGAGCACCUCAAGGAGGAGAAACUCCACGCCAAGAAAAUGAAGUUGACCAAGAACGGCACGGUGGAGUCAGAGGAGGCAGAGGGCCUGACGCUGGAGGAUGUCUCGGACGACGACAUUGACGUGGAGAACGUGGAGGUGGACGACUACUUCUUCCUGCAGCCCCUGCCCACCAAGAGGCGGCGGGCGCUGCUGAGAGCCUCCGGCGUCCACCGCAUCGACGCCGAGGAGAAGCAGGAGCUGAGGGCCAUCCGCCUCUCCCGGGAGGAGUGCGGUUGCGACUGUCGUCUCUACUGCGACCCCGAGGCCUGCGCCUGCAGCCAGGCGGGCAUUAAAUGCCAGGUGGAUCGCAUGUCCUUCCCCUGCGGCUGCUCCCGUGACGGCUGCGGGAACAUGGCCGGGCGCAUCGAAUUCAACCCCAUCCGGGUGCGGACUCAUUAUCUCCACACCAUCAUGAAGCUGGAGCUGGAGAACAAACGACAAGGUGGGGGGCGACCACCGGCACCGGAGGAGGACACGGCCACCACCGUGACCACCACCACCAUGACCACCACCACCAACAACGCUGCUGGGACCACCAUGACGGGCUCCACCAGCCCCUGGUUGUCUCCUCAACCCUCGGAGACUCAGGACUUCCAAGAAUUCAUGGCGGAGAACGAGACGGCCGUCCUCCACCUCCAAACGGCCGAGGAGCUGGAGAGGCUGAAGGCCGAGGAAGACUCCGGCGACGGCCUCCCCCCACCCCGUCACCAACCUCCUCCUCCUCCUCCUCCUCAUCAUCCUGGGGUGGAAAACUUGGGGGUUUGCAUCCUGGAGGACCCCCUGGUGGUACCCCAGACCCUCUGCCCCACCUUGGCCACCACCACCCCCAUCUUCAUCCAAACCCAGUUGCCCCCGGGCUCUUCCCUCCUCUGUUUCGCUCCGGGCUCGGAGCCGGUGGCCACCUCGGCCCUGGGCAACCAGCCCUUCUUGAACGAUGGCCCCCUCCUCUAUUACCAGCUGGAGCAGCGGCCCCCAGGGGGGGGCUCCUCCAAAGGCGACACUGGCCCCCCCGAACCCCCCCCGCCUUCCUCCUCUUCCUCCUCCUCCCUGGGGGGCAAGGACCUCACCAGCCCCCUCGGCCCCGUG